AUGGAUGCAUAUAGAGUCAAAAAGAAGCAUAGGUUCAAGAAAAUGGGAAAGGAAAAGAAGUUGAGAAAGGAGGACGGCGAAAAAGAGUUGCAAACAGUCAUUGAUAAAUGUAAAGAUCUUGCUAAAGUGAAUCCUUCCACUCUAAAACGCUUUACCGACAUUCCUUUAUCAAGUAAAACCUUACAAGGACUGGAGGAAUGUGAUUAUGAAGAGCCGACAGAUAUACAAAGAGAGUCUUUGCCUUUUUCCCUGAGUGGAUCGGAUGUUGUCGGUGCCGCAAAAACUGGGAGCGGCAAAACUCUAGCGUUAAUCAUACCGGUCUUGGAAUGUCUUUGGAAGGCAGGAUGGUCCAACUUUGGCGGUCUCGGCGCCUUGAUCAUCUCACCCACCAGAGAACUUGCCUUACAAACUUUCACUGUCAUUAACAAUGUUGGAAAACAUCACGAUUUCUCAUGCGCUCUUCUUAUCGGAGGAACCGAUGUAGAUUAUGAGAGGAAGCGAAUUGGUACCGUAAAUAUCAUCAUUUGCACUCCCGGACGACUUCUGCAGCAUAUGGACGAGAAUGAGCAUUUGUCUUGCGAUCAGCUACAAAUCCUUGUUCUUGAUGAAGCGGAUCGUAUACUAGAUAUGGGAUUCAGCCAACAGGUGAGCGCUGAAUUUAGUAUUUUCUUAUAUAGCAGUCUUUAUUGCCCUCAUUUUCUGGUUCUAUUUUCGUGCUUCGGCGUUUAA
This is a messenger RNA of Cylicostephanus goldi, 729 nucleotides long. Lineage: Eukaryota; Metazoa; Nematoda; Chromadorea; Rhabditida; Strongylidae. The record is from the annotation of a GenBank genome assembly.